UUUGUGGCUGUAUAACUAAUCGGGGUGAGGCAUAAACUGCACGAGUUCCUCAUGAAAUAAACAGUAGUACUCUCCCCCCGUGUAGUGUUGACUUGCUAAGGCUCAUAAGGGAAGUACUUUUUGCGUGGUGAGUUUUAUUUACUAUGAAAAUGCUUGGUGGGAGACAAUCGAGAAGCUAUCAGUAAUUUUGUCAAAAGGUGGUGUGGGUUACACUUUUACCCAGAUAAAGCAGAACUGUCAUCAUCAACAGGAAGCCAGAGACAAAAGAGCACACACACACACACCAUGAACUUUUGAAAGCCUGUUUUUUUCACUCUGUUUUAGAAAAAAUAAUGUAUGUACCUGUUUGUAAAAGUCUGUGUCUGGAUGUUUGAGUUUUUCCUUCUUUUUUUAGUGAUAUACCACAAGCCAGUCAAAUCAGUGACGUGCCGACGCGUGUGAAAGUGAAAAGAGCUAAUCAAAAAACGGAUUUCUUACGUUUUAAAAUGCAGAAUGCAGUUGUCAAGGAGUUUCAAUUACCAUUUGGGGAUAACUAUGACAAAGAAAGGAGAAAAUGUGAGUAAUCUGUAGACUUGUUGACAGGUAGGGUGAGUCUUCCACGUUCUACGCAUAUUUAAUACUUACUGAUAAGUGUAGCCGUUUCUGCAGUUGGAUCGAGUUGUCACAUGGUGUGUUUCCUCUCUGGCACACUCAAACCCCAUUUCCCUAGUAGCUGGCUUCUGCCACAACAUCUGUGUUUCAAUCAGUAACUGACACACGUAUUUGCCAGCCUCCUUCGACUGCGUCUGACUUCACAAAGGUGGAAGGCCCCUACCCGCCCCAACAUGACAAAUACUAGUUAUAAACUGGACAACGCGACCCUCACCCUGUUUCAGAAUACACAGACCAGCAUCGUCAUCUCCGUUAUUUACAUGAUCGUCACUGCCAUUAACUUGUCAGGAAAUGGCAUGUCCAUGUGGCUCCUGCUCUUCCGUACCUCCCCAAAGACGCCGUCCAUCAUCUUCAUGAUUAACCUCACGCUCACGGAUCUGGCCCUGGGAUCUGCACUGCCUUUUCAGAUUUCCUACCAGCUGCAGGGAUAUGACUGGAGAUUGGGUCCGAGAAUGUGCAGUUUUCUGACCCUGGUCUUCUACACCAACAUGUACUGCUCCGUCCUUACUAUGAUGGCCAUUGGUAUCGACCGCUACCUGGGCAUCGUCAGACCCAUGAUGUUCAGACAAACCCGCCAAAGGAAGUCCAUAGCGGUCAUCAGCUGCUUUCUGAUGUGGGGUCUGGUCCUGGGGGUUCUUUAUCCUCUCAUGACCACAGACUUGACCUAUAACAUUCCUGAGCUUAACAUUACCACAUGCUUUGAUGUUCUGAAGAAAAAUAUGCUCCCUUCCGUGUCUGCCUGGGCCCUCUUCCUCUUCAGCAUGGUGUUUAUUCUCUUCUUCUUCCCUUUCUGUGUAACAACAUUCUGUUAUAUCAGUGUCAUCCGCAAGCUGGCCAGGGAUUCAAAAACAGCCCAGAAAAAGAGGGCCAUACGUUUGGCCAUUGUUGUUCUGCUCGUCUUUGUUUUGUGCUUUGCUCCCAACAACAUCCUGCUUUUGGUUCACAGUAUUCUAAGACUCUUCUAUGACAGGACUAUCUACAUGGCCUAUAAACUGUCACUGUGCUUCAGCUGCCUGAAUAGCUGCCUGGAUCCUUUCAUUUAUUACUUUGCGUCUAAAGAUUUCAGACAGAAGUUGAGAGAGAUAAUGCGUAUGCAAAGCUUGAGUAGUGCAGACUCAAUGAAGAUGGAGCAAAAAGAGACUUUGUUCAGUGGUCAGUAAGAAUGAGAGGAAAUGACGGUGUCAUAACUACCCAAGCUGGAUAAAAAAAAUAGUCAGAAAACCGUUGUAAAGCAACUGUGUAAAGCUAUUGCAACAUCAAUUGUGGGUUAAAAUUUCUAAAUGACUUUCUCUCUGGAUGUUACGUGACUCAAUGCCAAGUAUGACUUCAACUGCCUUUUUUGUUGCUGGAAUUUUUGGACUAAACAGCCACCUAUCUCUUAUAUUUGAAAUAUUGCUGUAAAUACAAACUUUUUUUUUUUUACCCUAUAUAUGUGCAACUGUAAAUAAAUGUAAAUAAAGCGUGUCAUACUGGUCUGCCUCUGUAAAUAUGAUUUGAAGCUAGUUUUAUUUUUGUACUUUUAUUGUGAAAAAUGUUAUCCCCUGUUAUACAAUUGAGUUGAACAUUUUUUUUGCUGCCAUUAAAGCUUAGACAAUAUGUUUUGUUUUUUA
Oryzias latipes (Japanese medaka) is the source of this 2261-nucleotide messenger RNA. RefSeq names its product P2Y receptor family member 8 (gene p2ry8). Gene Ontology annotation, biological process: phospholipase C-activating G protein-coupled receptor signaling pathway; positive regulation of Rho protein signal transduction. Gene Ontology annotation, molecular function: G protein-coupled receptor activity. The record is from RefSeq and is a predicted model, not a curated record. Lineage: Eukaryota; Metazoa; Chordata; Actinopteri; Beloniformes; Adrianichthyidae. Gene Ontology annotation, cellular component: plasma membrane.